CUCUCUGCCAUUAUGUUCAACCAUCUUUUAACCAGGCCUCUCCGCAGGCUGCAGUGUCCGUGAGAGAGGCCUGAGCCCUGUCUGCCCGAGGCCCCCCGUGCAGGAGCUGCCCCCCACGGGUGCGGGUCGCUGACCCUGCAGGGCAGCAGCAGGCCUAUUGAUUGGGGCUGCCUUUAACCCUUUCAUAUUUGCAGAGGUAAUGCAUCUCUGACAAUAACUGAGCAUUGGCUAAAAAAUCUUUCAAAGGUCAAGGUUCACAAGAUUUGCUUCCAGACAAAUACAUGACCAUGGGGGAUAUGAAGACCCCCGACUUCGACGACCUUCUUGCAGCCUUUGACAUCCCAGACAUGGUCGAUCCUAAAGCAGCUAUUGAGUCUGGACAUGAUGAUCAUGAAAACCACAUAAAACAGAAUGCUCAUACAGAUGAAGAUUCUCAUGUGCCAUCAUCAUCAGAUGUUGGUGUGAGCGUCAUUGUGAAAAAUGUACGUAAUAUUGAGUCUUCUGAAGGAGUGGAUAAGGAUGGCCACCAUUCCACAGGCAAUGGCUUACAUAAUGGUUUUCUAACAGCAUCUGCUCUUGAAAGUUAUGGUAAAGAUGAAGGGAAGUGUCUGAAAGAGGAGGGGUCAGCUUCUGAGGCUACUCUGAAAGAGUCAGCUUUCAACCAGUUUAGCCCAAUCUCAAGUGCUGAAGAAUUUGAUGAUGAUGAAAAAAUAGAGGUGGAUGAUCCUCCAGAUAAAGAAGAGAUGCGUGCAAAUUUCAGAGCAAAUGUGUUAACAGGAUCAGUUUCUCAGCAGGAAUAUGACAAACUAAAGAUGCUUGGAGGGGAAAACUUGAUUAAACCUGGAAUUCCAGCUUCAAGUAAUGUAGAUAAAAACAAAGGUGUUAAAAGAGAAACAGAAACAAACUCUGUGAAUGUAAGUGUCUAUGAACCAUUCAAAGCCCGAAAAAUAGAGGACAAAUUGAUGAAAGACAAUUCUGAAAAGCUGCUUGAAAACAGGGUACUUGAUGGAAAACUAGGUGCUGAAAAAGGUGAAACAAAUCUUGCCAGCAUUUCACAGUCCAAAGCAAAGUCAUCAGCAAAGCUUUCUUCAUGCAUUGCUGCAAUUGCAGCACUGAGUGCUAAAAAGGCAGCUACAGAUACCAGUAACGAAUUACAGUCUACUUCAAGAGAAUCUUCUCCAUUACCAAAAGACAUGAAUGAAAGUCCCCGGGCUAUUGAGAAAUCACCUGAAUCUCAGAGUCUUAUUGAUGGUGCUAAAAAACCAUCUAUAAAACAACCCGAUAGUCCCAGAAGUGUAUCAAGUGAAAACAGCAGCAAAGGGUCUCCAUCUUCUCCUGCAGGGUCAACGCCAGCCAUUCCAAAAGUUCGCAUAAAAACCAUCAAGACUUCUUCUGGGGAAAUCAAGAGAACAGUUACAAGGGUGUUGCCAGAAGUUGAUUUGGACUCUGGUAAAAAGCCAGAGCAAACUGCUUCCAUGGUAGCUUCCAUGACAUCUCUCCUAUCCUCUCCAACUUCUGCUGCUGUUCUUUCUUCUCCUCCUAGGACACCUCUCCAGUCAGCAGUUGUCACCAAUGCUGUUGCAUCUGCAGAACUUGCGCCAAAGCAGGUCACUAUUAAACCUGUGGCGACUGCUUUUCUCCCAGUUUCAGCAGUUAAAACAGCAGGAUCACAAGUGAUUAAUCUGAAGCUUGCUAACAAUACUACGGUGAAAGCCACUGUAAUAUCUGCUGCUUCUGUGCAAAGUGCCAGUAGUGCCAUUAUUAAAGCUGCAAAUGCUAUACAGCAGCAGACUGUUGUGGUGCCAGCAUCAAGCCUUGCCAGCGCUAAACUUGUGCCAAAGACAGUCCAUCUUGCCAACCUUAAUCUUCUGCCUCAAGGUGCUCAAACCACCUCUGAACUCCGCCAAGUGCUAACAAAACCUCAGCAACAAAUAAAGCAGGCAAUAAUUUCUGCAGCAGCCUCACAGCCUUCUAAAAAAGUGUCACGUGUCCAGGUGGUGUCAUCUCUGCAGAGUUCUGUAGUGGAAGCAUUCAAUAAGGUGCUGAGCAGUGUUAAUCCUGUCCCAGUUUACGUCCCAAACCUCAGUCCUCCUGCCAAUGCAGGUAUAACAUUACCAACACGUGGUUACAAGUGUUUGGAAUGUGGUGAUUCGUUUGCUCUCGAAAAGAGUCUGACACAGCAUUAUGAUAGGAGGAGUGUGCGAAUUGAAGUGACAUGUAACCAUUGUACAAAAAAUUUAGUUUUCUACAAUAAAUGCAGUCUUCUUUCUCAUGCGCGUGGACAUAAGGAAAAAGGAGUUGUAAUGCAGUGCUCACAUUUGAUUUUAAAACCAGUCCCAGCAGAUCAAAUGAUAGCGUCUCCUUCAAGCAAUACUGCUGCAUCUUCUACUCUUCAAAGCCCAAUGGGAGUUGGCACACAUACUGUAACCAAGAUACAGUCUGGCAUAACUGGAACAGUAAUAUCAGCCCCAGCAAGUACACCUAUCAUUCCAGCUAUGCCUCUAGAUGAAGACCCAUCAAAACUCUGUAGACAUAGUCUAAAGUGUUUGGAGUGCAAUGAAGUUUUCCAAGAUGAGACAUCUCUUGCUACACAUUUCCAGCAGGCUGCAGACACAAGUGGACAAAAGACUUGCAAUAUCUGCCAGAUGCUGCUUCCUAACCAGUGCAGUUUUGCAUCACACCAGAGAAUUCAUCAGCAUAAAUCUCCAUAUACGUGUCCUGAAUGUGGAGCAAUCUGCAGAUCGGUCCACUUCCAGACCCACGUCACUAAGAACUGCCUACAUUACACACGAAGAGUUGGUUUUCGCUGUGUACAUUGCAAUGUUGUGUACUCUGAUGUGGCUGCACUCAAGUCUCACAUUCAAGGUUCCCACUGUGAAGUCUUCUACAAGUGUCCUAUUUGUCCCAUGGCAUUUAAAUCUGCACCCAGCACACAUUCCCAUGCCUAUACACAACACCCUGGUAUCAAGAUAGGAGAACCAAAAAUAAUAUAUAAAUGUUCCAUGUGUGACACUGUGUUUACCCUGCAACCCUUGCUGUAUCGCCACUUUGAUCAACACAUUGAAAACCAGAAGGUGUCUGUUUUCAAGUGUCCGGACUGUUCUCUUUUAUAUGCACAGAAGCAACUUAUGAUGGAUCAUAUCAAGUCUAUGCAUGGAACAUUGAAAAGUGUUGAGGGGCCACCAAACUUGGGUAUAAAUUUGCUCCUGAGCACUAAACCCACAACUCAAAACUCAGCCAGUCACAACAAAGAGGAUUCAAAAUCCAUCAACGGAACAGAAAAGCUGGAGAAGAAAUCUCCCUCUCCUGUAAAGAAAGCAGAGCCCAAAAAAGUAACCAACCCUGGCUGGACGUGCUGGGAAUGCGAUCGACUCUUCACUCAGAGAGAUGUGUACAUAUCCCACAUGAGGAAAGAGCAUGGAAAGCAAAUGAAGAAACAUCCUUGUCGACAAUGUGACAAAUCUUUCAGUUCAUCCCAUAGUCUAUGUCGCCACAAUCGUAUCAAACACAAAGGCAUUAGGAAAGUUUAUACCUGCUCGCACUGCCCAGAUUCAAGACGCACUUUUACUAAACGACUGAUGUUAGAAAAACAUAUUCAGUUGAUGCAUGGCAUUAAAGACCCUGAUGUGAAAGAAAUGACAGAAUCAACCAAUAUAGAAGAAAGUGAAGUAAAAGAAGACACAAAGGUUCCCAGUCCAAAGCGUAAGUUGGAAGAACCUAUACUGGAAUUCAGGCCUCCCAGAGGAGCAAUCACACAGCCAUUGAAGAAGUUGAAGAUAAAUGUUUUUAAAGUCCACAAAUGUGCUGUGUGUGGCUUUACAACAGAAAAUCUUCUUCAAUUUCAUGAACAUAUCCCUCAGCACAAAUCUGAUGGCUCUUCGUAUCAGUGCAGGGAAUGUGGCCUCUGCUAUACCUCUCAUGUAUCUCUCUCCAGGCAUCUCUUCAUUGUACAUAAGCUGAAGGAGCCUCAGCCAGUAUCGAAACAGAACGGGUCUGGGGAGGAUAAUCAACAAGAAAAUAAACCCAAUCAUGAAGAUGAAUCAUCUGACAACAUGGUAUCAGACCGAAAAUGCAAAGUGUGUGCAAAGACAUUUGAAACUGAAGCGGCCUUAAAUACUCAUAUGAGAACACAUGGCAUGGCCUUCAUUAAAUCUAAAAGAUUGAGUUCAGCUGAAAAGUGAUCAGAUAUUUGAGAAGCAAAAAUCCGUCUCCACAUUGGAAUAUAAAUGACAUUUUUGUUACAGAAAGUUCUCCAUAUAAUAGUGUUAACAGUACAGUUCAGGCUGUUGCAAUAUAUUCUACAUAAAUGUAUCCUCUUCACCUCAUUGUCUAUAUGCUCAAUAAGCAUCAAAACAGUAUUUGAGUUGAAAAGAGUUUGUAUAUAUUUAAACUAACAAUUUUUAUACUCUUUGUUACGUGUUUGUAUUGCUAUUUAGUGGAAAAUCCGUUUUUUGUUUUGUUUGUUUUGUAGUAAGUUUCUUUAAAACAGAGUUCUUAACACAGGGGUAGUUCCUUCGGUUCCGUUAAACUGUUUUAUAUAUGAAAUGCUUCUGAAAGAAAGUUUAGUUAAUGAAACUGCACCAGAAAACAGUGCUUUUAUGUAUAGGGAAGAUUUUGAAGAUCAAUGGGACUCGUGCUUCUAAAUCUUUCAGGUGGUUUUGAAAAUCUUUCCGUAAGGAAUAGUCACUGCAUCUAUAAAGAAUACAGUGUUUAGGCAGUAACACCAGAAAUACCAGGUGUUUACUAUUCAGAGUGCAUACUCCUUAGAACGUCAUUGCACUUUUGAAAAAAUGUUACUGCACAACUGGGCAUCACUACAUCAUUUGUUUAGGCCCUGCAAGGAGGUCUUUAAGGUCACACAAAGUUAAAAUUGUUACAGAAAGGCUGGGCUGCUGUGGAUUAAACAAAUAAGAUGUAAUUAGAUAAAUACGUUUUAUAAUUAUGGUGGGGUUUGUCAUAUAAUUUAUUUAACGUUAUAUAGAAGCGAGUACACAGCAUUGUGUGUUUUCCUUUCUUCUGGCUCUUGAAAGAAAAUAGUUUAAUUCCUUGGCUGUGAGAGUUGGUAUUUCCCAGCUCUGUAUGCUAAUGCCAAGUGUUCUGGUGCUCAAUUGUCCAACCACAACUGUUAAGAAGGUAAUACACCAGCCUAUUUCAGUAAAAGUUGGCCUUUCGACAUUAGCACAGACCAUCUGAAACUAGUUCAGUCAUUUCAAAAAGUAUACCUAAUAUUACUGGUUAUGCAUUCUUGAAGUACAGAAAAGGUACCAUACUGUCCCUUUCAUAUAUAGUUCUCUGUGAGAGUUAUAUUUUUGUUUGUUUGCUUUUGCAUUUUAUACCUUGUAUGGAUCCCUAAACAAAUUUUGUACCUUUUUUAAAAAAAAUUGUGUAUAUAUAGAUAUCCGCAUGAUAUACUGUAGUAACUGUUCGGUUCUUUAAAAGUCUUGCUGCUCUCAAAUGUUACUAUACACUAUGUCCAUUAUAACUGUAUUAAGUACAUUUCAUAUGUAAAUAAAUGUGGCGCAUUUUGCCCCUAAAGAUUUGUGAGAUUCUGUUAUUUAUCAUUAAAUUCUAACAGCGUUAGAAACCUGAGCUUCUAUGUAAAAAUUCUUCUUGCCAUUCUGUGUUGUAUAUCAGAAACUUUAGCUCUACCUUUUCUCUCCAUCCAUGUUCCUAAUUUGGUUGAUUAGUAGAUGCUUGUUAUCCCCUUUAUACACUACUCAAGUAUUAGGUGGUUAUGCAGUACUUCUGUAUGCUAAAGCUUAUAGCUGAAGUUGCAGGUUCCUGGUAUGUUUUUGUCAGUUAUGUGCACUGGCUAUCAUUGCCCUUUUGUUAAGUGUAUACCUCUUUAACACUUGUUUGUUGAUGAGCACUGUCAACUGUACAGCAAAUAAGUUAUCACUAUGCAGCAAUGGUGUUUUGUAUACAGUGAACAGAUAAUAAAGGUUAAAUUUGCACAGGCAUUAUUAAUA
This is a messenger RNA of Caretta caretta (loggerhead turtle), 5969 nucleotides long. It is a transcript of the gene ZNF532, whose product is annotated as zinc finger protein 532. The record is from RefSeq and is a predicted model, not a curated record. Lineage: Eukaryota; Metazoa; Chordata; Testudines; Cheloniidae.